Molecule: messenger RNA, 5786 nt
Organism: Megalops cyprinoides (Indo-Pacific tarpon)
Lineage: Eukaryota; Metazoa; Chordata; Actinopteri; Elopiformes; Megalopidae
Product: collagen alpha-5(IV) chain-like
Exons: 50
Coding region: 130-5181 (1683 amino acids)
Cellular component (GO): collagen trimer
Molecular function (GO): extracellular matrix structural constituent
Source: RefSeq, a predicted model, not a curated record
AGUUGGCGGCGAGGAGAGUGUACUUGUCAGUGCUGCUUUUGUAACAGUUUAUUUUAAAAGAUUAUGACAUGUCUACCAUAUCGUUUUGGUAGUAUCUGUCACUGCUGAUGAAGUGGAUUGUUUUGCAAAAUGAAGAAUAUACACAUUAAGAGUGCGCAGAGUCUAGUCCUGGCUGCGGUUUUCGCAGCCCUGUGCGUGCAUGUGCGCGAUUCGGAUGCAGCGGCUUGUGUCGGCUGUUCAGGAUCAGGAUGCGACUGCAACGGAGUGAAGGGAGCCAGGGGUGAGAGAGGUCCUCCGGGGCUGCCGGGCCAGCCGGGCGUGCCGGGAUUCCCAGGCCCUGAGGGGCCCUUGGGGCCCAGGGGGGAGAAGGGCAAUGAUGGUCUCCAAGGUCAGCCCGGCCCAAAAGGAAUCAGAGGACCCACAGGACUGCCUGGAUUUCCAGGUACCCCAGGGAUCCCGGGUCAACCAGGGCAGGAUGGGCCACCAGGGCCCAGGGGACUCCCAGGAUGCAACGGCACAAAGGGAGAUCGUGGAUUGGCUGGAAUCUCUGGCUUUCCUGGGGUCCCAGGCAUUUUGGGUCCUCCAGGUCUCCCGGGCCAGAAGGGAGAGCCGGGCGAGAUUUUGGCUUCUGGCCCAUAUGGACUGAAAGGAGAUUCAGGUGUGCCAGGCGGACCGGGCUCUCCCGGACUGCCUGGCCCUCAGGGAUUAACGGGUCCGGUUGGCCCCCCAGGCCACCCAGGCUAUGAGGGGGAACCCGGACCCCCUGGUCCACCUGGACCCAAGGGGAAUAUGGGCCUGAACUUCCAAGGACCAAAGGGAGAAAAGGGUUUAUCUGGCCUGCCAGGGCCACCUGGUCCCCCAGGACUGAUCAGCGAGCAGCAGAGGCCGUCGGACUAUGAGGUGCAGAGAGGGGAUAAGGGUGAUCAGGGACCACCUGGCUUCCCUGGACAGCCGGGCCGACCUGGACCUCCAGGUGUCUCUGGAGGGCAGAAGGGUGAGAAAGGGGAGCCAGGCGAAGCUGGGAAGCGGGGGAAACCUGGCAAAGAUGGAGACCCGGGGCCGUCAGGAUUCCCGGGCCAGAAGGGGGAGCCAGGAGCCCCGGGACUGUCUGGCAGGGACGGCGAGAGGGGGGAGAAAGGGGACAGAGGAUACCCUGGGCCCCCUGGCGCGGUGAUCGGCGGAGGAGCUCUGGGAGGCGGAGUGGGAUCCAAAGGUGACCCGGGGUACCCUGGAGCUCCCGGGGCAAAGGGGGAGCGAGGCCCGCAAGGUUUACCUGGGUCAGCGGGAGCGCCAGGUGCACCAGGUGGGGUGUCUGCAGGUUUUGCAGGGCAGCCUGGUGUCCCGGGUGACAGGGGGCAGAAGGGAGAUGCAGGUCUGCCGGGGGCGUCCAUCCCUGGGCCCCCAGGCAGAGCGGGACUGGCUGGUGCCCCUGGCCCCCCCGGGCUCCCAGGACCCCCAGGAUUCUCAGGCCCCUCCACCUCCUGCAGAGUAGGCUCCCCUGGGCAGCCUGGCCUACAGGGAGACCCAGGAUUCCCUGGAGCAACAGGACAGAAAGGUGAGAAGGGGGACACCUGCAUCAACUGUUUUGCCACCAACGUUGUCCCUGGAGCCACGGGCCCCUCGGGCCCUCCUGGAUUCCCAGGCAGUCCAGGUGCACCUGGGGCCAAAGGUGACCGAGGUUUCCCUGGAUCGCCGGGGACGGCUGGGGCACCGGGUUUGCCUGGAGCUCAGGGUGCCCCCGGGUUCCCGGGACAGAAGGGGGAGCCGGGAGAUGCCAUCGCUGUGGAGGGGGUCAGGGGCGAGAAGGGGGACACGGGCUUCCCGGGACCCCCUGGCCUGCCAGGGCUGGAUGGAAGUCCCGGCAGAGACGGCGCACCCGGAGCACCUGGGCCCAAAGGCGCAUCUGGGGCACUUGCCGUUAAAGGAGAACGUGGCCCUCCGGGACUUCCUGGGAGUCCCGGUCUCCCUGGGGAUAGGGGACCGCAGGGCCCCCCAGGCUUUGGCCCCCAGGGCCCUCCGGGGGAGAAGGGUGUCCCGGGCGUGGGUGGCAGGACAGGAGCGCCAGGUGCACCAGGUGUGAAGGGAGAGCCAGGUCAGACACUGUCAGAGAAGGGGGCUUCGGGUGCCCCAGGACCCAGCGGAGAGCCAGGCCUUACAGGAGCUCCAGGUGCUCCAGGUGCUCCCGGGCAGCCAGGGAUACCUGGGAUACCAGGAGCAAAGGGGGACCCCGGCAUUCCUGGGAUUGGCUUGCCAGGUGCUCCAGGAGAGAAAGGACACGCGGGAGCCCCUGGCCUGGCAGGGGCCCCGGGCAGCCCAGGACGGCCCGGAGCAGACGGGCUCCCUGGAGUGCCGGGUGUGCCAGGAGCAAAGGGUGACCCCGGAUUUGGGUCACCAGGGGCCCAGGGUCCUCCUGGAUUUCCUGGAAGCAAAGGGUUCCCCGGGCCAAAGGGGGACCCUGGAUUCCCUGGGGGUCCAGGCCAGCCAGGGCGAUCAGGCUUUGAUGGAGCUCCAGGACUCAAAGGUGAUGCAGGUAUUCCUGGGACACCUGGAGCUCGUGGUGCCCCUGGUGCUCCUGCUAUUGGUGUUCAGGGCCCUUCUGGCCCCGUUGGCCCUCCAGGACCUGCAGGUGCUCCAGGCUACCCUGGUGCAAGUGGUGAGAAGGGUGACCCUGGACCCCCAGGACUGGACAUCCCAGGGUUGCCGGGAGACAGAGGGAGUCCUGGUCUCCCUGGAGCCACAGGAGCUGUUGGUGCCCCUGGUCCCGCCGGUGGGCCAGGCCGAGAUGGACUGCCUGGAUUUCCUGGUGCUAAAGGAGAUACUGGACCGACAGGGUCCCCUGGCCCCCCGGGCCCUGCAGGUUCCCCUGGUGGCCCUGGGUAUCCUGGCCCCAAAGGUGAUGACGGUUUCCCUGGACGACCAGGUGGCCCAGGUGCUCCUGGGCUGAAGGGAGAUCGGGGCGACCCUGGUGCCCCCGGCCUGCCCGGGCCCACCGUGCGGCCUCUGGAACUGAAGGGAGAGAAGGGAGAUCCAGGUGCCCCAGGUGCGGGGGGGGUGUCAGGAGAGAAAGGUGCGCUGGGUCUCCCUGGAAACCCUGGACUCCCAGGGUUGGACGGUCGACCAGGAGGACCAGGACCUGCAGGCCCCAAAGGAGACCAUGGAGCACCUGGUUUACCUGGAGCACCUGGACUGCCCGGGGCAAAGGGCAAUAUGGGAGAAACAGGCUUCCCAGGUCCUGCGGGAUUGAAAGGUGCCCCAGGUCUUCCCGGCCUGUCGGGGACGCCUGGCGGUCCGGGUGCCCCUGGGUACACCGGGGCCAAGGGUGACACGGGGGCACCUGGGUUUGGUGCUCCAGGAAGUCCGGGUGCCAAGGGUGAACCAGGUCAGCCUGGAUUCCCUGGGGCUCCAGGACCCAAAGGGCUGGCAGGUGCCCCAGGUCUGCCGGGACUGCCAGGUGGCCCAGGAACCAAGGGUGACCCAGGAUUCCCUGGACUUCAAGGUGCGCCAGGUAUACCUGGGGGGAAGGGGCUGGACGGAGCUCCGGGAGGCCCGGGCCUCGAUGGGCCCGCAGGUCAGCCAGGUGAACCGGGUCGUCCUGGAGCUCCCGGCCUGCCCGGAGAGAAGGGCCAGGUGGGACGAGACGGCAUCCCUGGACCUGCAGGUCACAAAGGAGAGCCAGGUGUGCCCGGCAUCGGCCAUCCCGGGUCUCCCGGUCUGCCAGGAUUGCCAGGUCCGAAGGGAGACCUCGGCUUGCCUGGGCUUCCCGGUAGCCCUGGCUUCCCAGGACCGAAAGGAGACCUGGGGUUCCCAGGUACACCUGGCCCUCCAGGUAGUGUUGGGCCUCCGGGCCCUGCUGGUCUGGCCACAGUAGGACCUAAAGGCAACCCCGGGCUGCCCGGGCCCCCAGGAAGGAACGGUGGCCCUGGUCCGGAGGGCCCGCGUGGACCCCCUGGAGCUGGUGGCUAUAAGGGGGAGAAGGGAAACCCUGGAGCCCCUGGUGCCCCUGGCUUCUCUGGAGCCAAAGGAGAGUAUGGAGCCCCAGGGCUUUCGGGUGCCCCUGGCCUUCCUGGAGCUCCCGGACUGAAAGGAGACAUCGGACUUCCUGGAGUCCCAGGAUUCCCAGGUGUAAAGGGACAGCCCGGUACUCCUGGAGCACCUGGGCUUGCUGGUGACCCGGGAGACGUUGGUGCCCCAGGGCUUCCUGGUGAUCCAGGGGCGGCAGCAGCCCCCAUUGUGCUGAAAGGGGAGCGUGGCCCCCCUGGGAGUGACGGUCUCCCCGGCGGGCAUGGGCCCCCCGGCCCUCCCGGACUGAACGGACUGGCAGGGCCCCCAGGACCCCCUGGAGACCAGGGUCCAGAGGGCCCCCCAGGGUUCAAUGGUCCCUCAGGACGCAAAGGAGACACGGGACCGGUGGGAGAGUCAGGUCAGCCCGGGUUCCCAGGACCCCCAGGGCCUGAUGGGAUACAGGGUCCUCCCGGCCUGCCCGGCGGGUCAGCGGUGGCACACGGCUUCCUGGUCACGCGGCACAGCCAGUCCGCGGAUGUGCCGUUCUGUCCCGACGGCACCAGCCAGAUCUACGACGGCUACUCGCUGCUGUACGUGCAGGGAAAUGAGAGGGCUCACGGCCAGGACCUGGGCACGGCUGGCAGCUGUCUGCGCAGAUUCAGCACCAUGCCUUUCAUGUUCUGCAACAUCAACAACGUCUGCAACUUCGCCUCCCGCAACGACUACUCCUAUUGGCUGUCCACACCUCAGCCCAUGCCCAUGAACAUGGCGCCCCUCUCCGGGGAAACCAUCAAACCCUUCAUCAGCAGGUGUGUUGUGUGUGAGGCCCCUGCCAUGGUGAUUGCAGUGCACAGCCAAACCAUCCAGCUGCCUUCCUGCCCACGGAACUGGGAGCCGCUGUGGAUCGGAUACUCCUUCAUGAUGCACACCAGCGCGGGAGCGGAGGGGUCGGGUCAAGCCCUCGCCUCGCCAGGCUCCUGCCUGGAGGAGUUCCGCUCCGCCCCCUUCAUCGAGUGCCAUGGGCGGGGCACCUGCAACUACUACGCCAACUCCUACAGCUUCUGGCUGGCCACGGUGGACCCCUCCGACAUGUUCAGGAGGCCCCCGUCGGAGACGCUGAAGGAGGGUAAUCUGCGCACGCGAGUGAGUCGCUGCGUGGUCUGCAUGAAGAGGACGUAAUGGCAGGAAAACUGGAAACCAUGACGACCAGUGACUGGCAGGUGGAGUUACAUCGGUGCUCGUGAAGCGCGUGCUUCAGCACAGUGGUGCUACUGUACAACACAGCAAUGAAAAUGAAAACGAACUGAAUCAUUUUCUCAAAUAAGUACUUCAAAAAGCAAGGAAAACCACACGACGGGCUGUGCUGGAUGUCUGAUAAAGGUGCAUUUUUUGUUUUUCUCUUUCUGGGAGAAGUUUUUUCAAAAGGCUUUUUGUUGUGAUGCUAGUAUAUGUUUCCUGAAGAUGUGUGCUUCUCGUCUUCAAAGCAGUGAAACUGUCUCCGUCUUACAGAAACUGGCACUUUUGCCUCUGACACCAUAGAGAGGAGAUGCACUGAAAAAAAGCUUCUUUAGUGUGAUUGCUUUUUUAAAUUUUAUUUUUCCCAUUUUCUCAAGGUGCUACUAACAGCGCUGUAAGCUAUAAGCAUUUUAUUUCUCUUUUGUAAGUAAUUAAGUCUGUAUAUUGUGUAAAACACUUUUUUAUAGUGCAGAACGUAAGCCAUAUGGAUUCCUGAUGUGUUGCUGGAUCACAUCUGCAGCCUCAGUCUUUCACACCCUCUCCUGCAC